CUCACGCGGCGACACUGAUGACAUUACCGCUAGUUGCUGCUGCUGCUGCUGCUUCUUUUUAUGAGACCUCGUCUCACUAUUCUUCUUCACAUAAAUCCAGAGAACGGUUUAGGAAGGAGUCUCGGGGAAAACAAACAUGGCGGACGAUAAUAAGAACGGUUCUAGACAGCCAUUGUUGGAUAAAAAUACGUACUAUGAGAACUGCCCUGGCUGUAAGGUUGAUCAAGCCAAGGAAUUGCACCAAGGCGUACCCCUGAAGCAUAUCCUCAGCGUAUGGAUGCUUACUCUGUGCACCACUCUGCCUGUAUGCUGUCUCUUCCCAUUUCUUUAUUUCAUGGUAAGAGAUUUUGGUAUUGCAAAAAUGGAGGAAGAUAUAAGUUCCUAUGCUGGUUAUGUGGGAUCUUCAUUCAUGUUUGGCAGAUGUUUGACAUCAAUUCCAUGGGGAAUAUUUGCUGAUCGAUAUGGUCGAAAAUAUGCUAUAGUUAUAGGCAUUGCUUCAGUUGUUGUGUUUAACACACUAUUUGGCCUUAGCACAAGUCUUUGGAUGGCUGUUAGCACAAGAUUUCUCCUUGGAAUCUCAAAUGGUUCACUUGGACCAAUAAAGGCUUAUGCUACUGAAAUAUUUCGAGAAGAACACCAAGCUUUAGGGCUCUCCACUGUCAGUGCAGCUUGGGGGAUAGGUUUAGUCAUUGGCCCAGCACUAGGAGGCUAUUUGGCUCAGCCAGUUGAGAAAUAUCCACAUAUAUUUCCAAAAGGUUCCUUGUUUGAUAAGUUUCCAUACUUCUUGCCCUGCUUUAUAAUAUCAGCCUUUGCACUUGCCGUAUUAGUGGCCUGUAUCUGGCUCCCGGAAACAUUGCACAACCACAAUGUUAGUGAUGAGUUCAAUGAGGAUGCAGAAGCUUUAGAAAAUGAAAUCACAGAAAAGACAGUUCAGAAAGAUGAAAACCUCCUCCUGAAGUGGCCGUUGAUGUCAUCCAUUAUUGUUUAUUGUGUUUUCUCGCUGCAUGAUAUUGCUUAUACAGAGGUUUUCUCAUUGUGGGCUGUCAGUCCUAUAAAGUUGGGGGGUUUGAACUUCACAACCGAUGAUGUUGGUAAUGUUCUUUCAAUAUCAGGUUUUAGUCUGUUGCUCUACCAAAUCUUCAUUUAUCCAUUUUUGGAGAAAGUUUGUGGACCUGUGAGACUUUCUCACAUUUCAGCGGUUUUAUCCAUACCUAUCUUGCAAAGUCACCCUUUCAUAGCGUUGUUAUCAGGCUUCACAAUGGACAUAUUGAUAACUAUUGCUUCUGUGCUUAUGUUUUGUCUCUCUGCAACAAUUGUUACUGGUUUAUUCCUUCUGCAAAACAGAGCAGUGGAACAACACCAAAGGGGAGCAGCCAAUGGUAUUGCUAUGACUGGUAUGUCAAUUUUCAAAGCAAUUGGCCCAGCUGGAGGUGGUGCAGUAUUAACAUGGUCAGAAAAGCGGUUAAAUGCUUCUUUCCUCCCAGGUCCUCACAUGGUAUUUUUUGUGCUGAACCUAGUAGCAGCAGUUGGAGUGCUGAUGAUGUUCAAACCAUUCCUGGCUGAGAAAAAGACAACCCCAUUACAAUGAUAUCACAUGAAACAUGUUGCUGCUGAAACCUGAAGUGAUGGAUGACACCCAGUACGGCUGAAUCAGACCACCAAAGACUGAGUGAAAGAAGAUGAAAUGAAUGUUACUAGAGUGUAUCUUCUGAUCAAGCUUUGUGUGGAUGAGUUGUUGUUAUAUAUAUAUAUACACACACACACACACACAUGUAUGUAUGUAUGUAUGUAUGUAAACUCUUGAAAAUGAUGAUGAAUAAGAGAUGAUCAUGAAGCUUGAGUGGCUA
Prosopis cineraria is the source of this 1847-nucleotide messenger RNA. RefSeq names its product protein ZINC INDUCED FACILITATOR-LIKE 1-like. Gene Ontology annotation, molecular function: solute:potassium antiporter activity. The transcript is spliced from 18 exons. Gene Ontology annotation, biological process: transmembrane transport; regulation of stomatal closure. Lineage: Eukaryota; Viridiplantae; Streptophyta; Magnoliopsida; Fabales; Fabaceae. The record is from RefSeq and is a predicted model, not a curated record. The coding region runs from base 137 to 1588 and encodes 483 amino acids. Gene Ontology annotation, cellular component: plant-type vacuole membrane; plasma membrane.